Molecule: messenger RNA, 903 nt
Organism: Aspergillus candidus
Lineage: Eukaryota; Fungi; Ascomycota; Eurotiomycetes; Eurotiales; Aspergillaceae
Product: transcription factor TFIIE subunit TFA2
Exons: 1
Coding region: 1-903 (300 amino acids)
Biological process (GO): transcription initiation at RNA polymerase II promoter
Cellular component (GO): transcription factor TFIIE complex
Source: RefSeq, a predicted model, not a curated record
AUGUCGCACCUCCAACAGCAGCUGAAGAGCUUCAACGCCGGCGUAAUGGACUACGCCCGGCAGAUGCCGGCGCAGCGCCGGUUCGUGCAUAACGCCGGCACAGGCAGCACGAACUCCGGCACCAGUUCGCAGGUCGGCGCAUCGACGCCGUCGACCCCCACACCCGGCGGCAACGACCCGACCAAACGGCGUCGCCACGACGGCGACGUCGUGUACUCGCAGCCGGCGAACACGGGCACAGGAAAGGACAUCAUGACGCAGGUGAUCUUCGCGAUCGAGCACAUGAAGAACAAGGGCGUGCCGCUGAAGUUCAACGACAUCGUAUCGUACCUGUCUCUGCAGCACCGCGCCCAUGACCAGGGGUAUGUGCAGGCGCUGCGGAGCAUCCUGCAGAUGCACGAGAAGGUGCUGUUUGAUGCGUCUGGGGCCAACGGCGAGGGCACGUUCAGUUUCCGCCCGCCGCAUAAUAUCCGCAGUGCGGAGCAGCUGUUGGCGAAACUGCAGGCGCAGACGUCGGGGGCGGGGAUGAGCGUGCGUGAGCUGCGCGAGGGGUGGCCUGCUGUGGAGGAGACGAUCAACUCGCUGGAGAAGGCGGGGAAGGUGCUCGUGACGCGCAACAAGAAGGACGACCAUGCCAAGAUGGUGUGGGCGAACGACCCGUCGCUCAUUCAACACUUUGACGACGAGUUCCGCCAGAUCUGGGAGAAGAUCCGCGUGCCGGACCAGCAGACUGUCAAGGAGGAGCUGGAGAAGGCCGGGAUUACCCCGACUAGCAAGAACAAGGUUGUCAAGAUGCGGCCGAAUUACGAGCACAAGAAAGUGAAGAAACCGCGGCGGAGUGGCAAGACGACCAACACUCAUAUGAUGGGGGUGUUGCGGGAUUAUUCUCAUUUGAAGAGGUGA